GUCGUAUGAAGUGCCGACAUGUUCCGGACAAUGACCUCCAAUAUGCCUCCUCUUUACAUUUAAAUAAGUUUCUUGACAAGUCUACCAUUAAUCAUUGUGUUGGUGUCUUGUCAAUCCAGUAUCAUGGUCUCUUUUAAUCAAGAAACAUGGUUGCUGGUCUCUUCUAAUCCAGAAAUAAGUGGAGCUCUGUAGAAGAAUUAAUGGGUACAAGCGCAAUGGGACUUCUCACAGUUAUAGCAGUGUCUAGCAGCGUGGCACUCUUGCUUCUGAGGUACCACAAGAUAAAGUUUGAGUCUCAUGGCCUUCAACCUCCUUCUCCAGUGCGUUCAUGUAUUGCUGCUUCAGAUAUUGCUUCCCUUCCAAAACCAGCUGCACGUAACAAUAAAUCCAGUCGUCGAAGCUGUAAGCUUCAACAGAUCCUCUGGCCCGAUGCAACAAAAUCGAUUGGAAUCCUUGUGGGGUGUGAUCUUGAGAAAAGAAAGAAUUCAAUAAUGGUGGGAAAAAGCACAGGAAUAGGAUUGCUGACGGCUGCAAUAGUGAUUGUGAUUAUAGGCCGCCAAAUGCUCAUUAAACCCACAAACCAUAAUUCAGCCACGCGCUCAUGUCUUUCUUCAGAAAAAAGGAAUAAGACGAAGAAGAAGGUCCAUUUCGCUGCAGACAUGGUGGAGCCUCGGGACUGUAAUCGGGAAUACCGUGGACGACGGAUUCCGGGCAAGAUGGAUUCAGAGACCACCCGGAAUACUUGCCCUUCAAGAAAUCAGUCAACUGAGAAAACAGAGCACAAGAUUCCGGCCAACAGAGUUGCUCUGUACAAUGGAAUUCUCAGCUAUCGUCUGCAGCAAGCAUCUUUGUACCACUGAGAAUUAUGUGGGUUUUAGAAACGCCCCCCUUGUAUUUAGAUCUUAUAGCAGAAAAAAUAGAUCAGAACCUUGAGAUUGUGCAAAAGUAAUCCAGGUUUUGUAACCCAUCACAAGUAGAUUGAUGAUUUUGUUAUUCAUACUGCUGAUUUUCUCAAGUUAACCAUACAUACUGUUAAUUGGGGUAU
Messenger RNA from Cryptomeria japonica (Japanese cedar), 1045 nucleotides. RefSeq lists its product as uncharacterized. The transcript is spliced from 4 exons. Lineage: Eukaryota; Viridiplantae; Streptophyta; Pinopsida; Cupressales; Cupressaceae. Bases 201 to 860 code for a protein of 219 amino acids. The record is from RefSeq and is a predicted model, not a curated record.